UGAUCGGUUAGUCUGGUUAACCAGUCCAGUUCCGGGUCGAACCGCUCCAAGCCUGAUUACCGGUUAACCGUUCCCAUUCGAUACGUGAAAACUGGCUAUUAUGGAAAGCUUAUGGGGCGAGAAUUCCGCGUGAGGCUCUAUUUUGUUUUCAUAAAGCCGAGGCCUUAUAGAAACUGCAUAUUUCCUCUCAAAAAGUUUUUGAAACAAUGAAACGUAUCAAAGAAAAUUCAAAAUUCGCAAACCCAAAUUCGUUUGCAGUAAGAUAAACGCAGAUUAAAAAGCACACGCCUUUUCCUUUUCUCCCUGUGUCUGCGCAUUAAAUUUUUGUUCCUUCAAUUUAUCUUUCUGAUUACGCCAACUGCUCCUACGUUAAUAAGAAGAAUAAUAUCGUUCCUGCAACUGCAUUAUGAAUCCACUGGAAUCGCUAAAUUAGGGUUUUUAUUUGUUCUUGUUUUUCUUGAUUUGGUUGUUGAGAAGAGCUGCAAUUAUGGCGAACCAAUCCAAGCCUCCUCACAUCCUGUGCGCGUCUUUCAAUCAAGACAGCAGGUACAAGAAAUGGACUCAAGUUAUUUAAUUCUGAGAGUGGAAGAUUGUGCUAUGAAACAGCAUCCCUUUAAUGUAAAGACUGACAGAAUUGAAACCUGAUACUAUUGUUUCGACGUUCGCUUUGGUUUGGACCCAGCCUAGUUACCAAUAAAAGGGAGAGAAAGCGUUUCAAUUUUUCGUUUCAAUUUUUCUUUUCUGUUUUUUGGUGGUAUUGUAUUGAUCUGCUUAAAAUAGACUAGAACUGAGAAAUUUAUGGAAUCAUUGCAAGGAUUGAAUCAAAUGAGCAUUAGCUGUAUGAGGAUUUUGGAUAUUGCAUGACUACUAUUUAUGUAAAUGGGGCAUACGGUAUUGUUGAGAUGUUGUACAGUACAAACUUUCUUGCCAUAGUUGGAGCAGGGGAGCAGCCAUCAUUGUCACCCCGUCGCCUUUGUCUAUUCAACACUGUAACUGAAUGUGCACUCAAAGAGCUGAACUUUUUGACUACAAUUCUUGCUGUUCGAGUAAAUAGGAAAAGGCUUAUUAUUGUAUUGCAGGAUAGAACAUACAUAUAUGAUUCAAAUUCUCUUGCACUUUUGGAUACAAUUGAAACUGUUGCAAAUACCAAAGGGCUUUGUGCUUUCUCCCCUAGCUUGGAUGGUUGCUAUAUAGCUCUUCCAGCAAAUACGACUAAAGGAUCUGCAUUGGUAUACAAUGCAAUGAAUCUCCAUUCCCAUUGCCAGAUAGAGGCUCAUCGCUCUCCAUUGGCUGCAAUGGCUCUUUCUUCUGAUGGUGUAUACAUAGCUACAGCUUCUGAGCAAGGGACCAUAAUCAGAGUUCAUCUUAUUUCACAAGCAAAAAAGUCAUAUAGUUUUCGAAGAGGGACAUAUCCAUCCACUAUCUACUCCCUUGCAUUUGGACCACCAAAGGGAUUCCCGCAUCUACUUGUGGCUACAAGCUCCUCAGGCUCUCUGCAUGUUUUUCAUCUUGACUCAGUUACAAAUCAAAGGAAUAAAAAAUCAGUUGGUCUGCUUGCUUCAGUGUUACCUAAUACUAUUAAUGGUGCACUUGAACCCAGUCAUCAUUAUGUAUUUCCAAAUGUUCUCCCUACAGGAGUCAAGAGCUGUGCCACCAUACAUACGAUAGAAAGAAUUGCCAGUGCCUCUCUGUCCAGGGCGUCAAUACAUGUAAUCACAUAUGAUGGCUAUUUCAGGGAGUAUAGAUUGAUCAUCGACGAUUCACAUGAUUCUUCAUGGGUCCUGGAGCAUGAAUUCAACAUGUUAACCAGACCCUCAUGAUUCUUCACGAAACUUGGAACAGGAAACCAAAGUGUUUCCGAGACCCAUAUCAUUCUUCAUGGAUUUGGAGCGCGAAUGCCAUGUGUUGACAAGGCUCGAUAAUAUUUUUAUGACCUAGACAUACUGGAAAUAGGUUCUCUCAAGGUUACAUUGUAAUUUGUAGAAGAGGGACGUGAUAUCUAUGCUUCUGCCUGAGCUGUUUGAUUCCUUGUAAAUAUGAUCUCAGUGAGUCCCUUCGUGUAAAGCAUGCUUGAAUUAUUGAAAUUGAGAAAAUAUACAACACGAUAUCAUGAUUUGUGUGGUUUAGGACUUUUUACA
This is a messenger RNA of Amborella trichopoda, 2138 nucleotides long. It is a transcript of the gene ATG18B, whose product is annotated as autophagy 18 B-like protein. The record is from RefSeq and is a predicted model, not a curated record. Gene Ontology annotation, molecular function: protein binding. NCBI's taxonomy places the organism in Eukaryota, Viridiplantae, Streptophyta, Magnoliopsida, Amborellales, Amborellaceae.